AUGGCUCCGGCUUAUGGUCUCCCUCCCACUCUCAUUCCGGGAGAAGGGGAGGCAAGGAGGGUCUCGGGUGUUGGGGGUGCUCUUGUUGUUUUGAAUGGGGGUGUUGCUAGUGGAGGAAAUGGUGGUGGUGCUUCUUUUUUGGGUGGUGGGACUGCAACUUCUGUUUCGGGUGAUGAUGUGCAAGGAGGGUCUGAUGCUAGUAAGAAGAGGAUCGGGUUGCCAUGGUCAGCCUUGUUUUCCUCUUCAAGUUCUUCGGCUAUUGAAGAUGGAUUAAAGCUUUCUUUUGUUGAACCUUUGAAGAUAGAUGGAGAGCUGGCUGCUAAAUGUCCUUCUUGGGUGAUCAAUAAUGGGCUGGAAAAGUGGAGGAAUACCCUUAUGGGUCACUUUAUUGGAGGAAGACCUAGCCUCCCCUAUGCCAGAGAUAUGCUUUUGAAGCAAUGGAAGGUUGUGGGGCAUGUGGAUGUCAACCUGCUUGAUAGUGGAAUUUUCAUUUUUCGAUUCAACCUUGAAGAUGAUAAAAUUAAGGUCCUUGAGGGGGGUCCUUGGUAUGUUCCGAAAAGGUCGAUGAUCCUUCGACCUUGGAGUCCAUUUGCUAGUAUGGAGAAGGUGGAUUUGUGUUCUGUACCGGUGUGGAUUACUCUUCCUAAUCUACCUUUUCAUUUCUGGUUGUCGGAAGCUCUCAGUUCAAUUGGCAGUGUUAUUAGGAGACCUAUUGUAACUGAUAAAAUGACAAGUUCUAUGGAACGCUUGUCUUAUGCCCAGUUAUAUGUGGAGAUCUCUGCCGGUGAAGACCUCCCAUCUUCUAUUCCGAUCUAUGAUGAUGAGGGGUUUUGCUUUUAUCAGCGUGUGAAUUAUGAUUGGAAGCCGCCCUUAUGCAAGCAUUGCAAGGUCUUUGGUCACUCGGACUAUACCUGUAAGUUUGGUAGUGGAGAUGCAAAUCAGAAGAAUUCAAAGCCCAAGAAAGAGUGGAGAGUGAAAAACUCAGUGAAUCAUGAUCGUGAGGAUGCAGGAGAUGGUGGAGACUCCUUGGCCCAAGAUGGUGGUGGUUCCUUGGUCGGAGGUGAAGGUGGCCAUUUGACCGGAGGUGGGGCUGAUCGUGGUGCUUUGCAACCAGCUGGACAGGUUGACUCGGGUGAUUCAAAUUCAAAUUUGUUACCCAUUAUUUCUUGCAAGAAUAAAGGGAAAGUUGGAAGAAGCCAACCUGAUUCAAUCUUGAGUAAAAAAGGAAUGGGGAGAGAUUCGUCUAAUUCUGUGGAUAAAGAUAAAGAGAAGGAAAUUGCACACCCAAAUGCCUUUGCCUUGCUGGAAAAUCUAACGGAGGAGAUUCGAUACAACCCGGAGGACAUGAUGCUGACCCAGAUUCAUGCGCAAUUCUUUGAGGAAAUGAAUUAUUUGCCGAGGAGGACAAAGAGGAAGGAGAGAUUUAUCAAGAAUAAUGGUGCUGAUUCUUUGGAGAAGGGAGAGAUUGAUGGAGUGAAUAUUGUAGGAAGAUUCGCUGAGGUGGCCAAAGAUAAUCCGAUGGAUAUGCUUGGAUUAGGCAAUCUUAAUUCCUCCAAGUCGACUUCAUUGGAUCCGAUCUAUUCUAAUCUGACGAUGGAUAAAGAUGAGGCAGAAUUAGAAGGCAGCAGAGAUUCGUUCCACUCAGGGGUCUUCAAGGAAAGUGGUGAAGCUGAUUCUUCUAUUUGGAUUUGGUUGGGCUGGGAUACAAAUGUUUUUAAGGUUGAAGAAGUUCAAAAAUCUCAACAAUUUAUUCAUGUUAAGGUGUCGGUGUUGGGCACUUCUGUUGCCUUUCUCUGUACUGCAGUAUAUGCCUUUAAUUCUAUGGAGGACUGUAGGGAUCUUUGGAGGGAGGUGGAUGCAAUUGCCAACAAUAUCUUGGAAUCCCGGGUAGUCCUUGGGGACUUCAAUGUGGUGCGACAUCAAAAUGAGAAGGUUGGAGGAGACCCUAUUCGGGUUAUGGUUAAUUUGACUUGGAUGGAUGUUUUAAGAUCCUCUGAAGCUGUCUUUCUUCCUCCAGGUCUUUUGGAUCAUUCUCUAGUAGUUUUGUCCAUUCUUGAAGAUGCUAACUUCAGCCCAAAACCAUUCCAAUUCUUUGAGGCUUUGAUUGGCAGAAAUGGUUUUGAUGACACUGUUCUUAAGGGAUGGAACCAGUCGGUUAGCAUGGCUCUUAACCCUAUCCUCCGUUUUGCUGCCCAGCUUAAAAAUGUAAAGAAGGAGCUUAGGAAAUGGAACAAAGUAAGUGUGGGAGAUGUGUUUCAAGCGGUUAAAGCUGCAGAUUUUAAGCUGAAUCAGAUUCAGUGCACUCUUGGUGCUUAUCCAGAAGAUCUAGACUUGGUCUCCAUGGAAUCACAAGCCAAACCAAAAUUAUGGGAAGCUCUGGCUAUUGAUGAAAAGUUCCUAAAGGAGAAAUCCAGGGUUAAACAUAUCCAGUUGGGUGAUGGAAACAAUAGCUUCUUUCAUAAAUCUAUGGUUUGCAGACAGAAUAGGAAUCAUAUUUUGGAGAUUCGGGAUGAAGGGGGAGUCAUUAUCAAGGAACCAAAUCUCAUUAAGAAGGAAGAAAUUUCAUUUUAG
This is a messenger RNA of Telopea speciosissima, 2571 nucleotides long. RefSeq lists its product as uncharacterized. The record is from RefSeq and is a predicted model, not a curated record. Lineage: Eukaryota; Viridiplantae; Streptophyta; Magnoliopsida; Proteales; Proteaceae. The transcript is spliced from 6 exons. The coding region runs from base 1 to 2571 and encodes 856 amino acids.